AUGGACAAUGCUAAGAACAUGUCUGUCCUGCUGAAAGCAGUUCAUUUCAAAGAUAUAGCAUUGGUGUGUGCCACAGAGCAUGGAUUGAAGGUGACUGUAGAUGAUUCCAAAUGUGUGGUGGCCAAUGCUUACAUUCAGGCUGAUCUCUUUAGGCAUUAUUCACUGAAGGAAGACGUCGUUUUCAGCAUCAAUCUCAAAAUUUUACUGGAAUGCUUGAACAUAUUUGGUAGCUCCUCCAUGUCUUCAACUUCAUCUGACGGGACGACCGCUUUCGAAUUAUGCUAUGCUGGGGAGGGCCACCCUUUGGUACUUCUGCUUGAAGAAGGUGGUGUGUUAACAAAUUGCAGCUUAAAAACAUUGGAACUAAAUGACACCUUGAAUUAUGAUUUUGAUGGUUCAAGUGUUGUCAACAAAAUUAUCAUUAGAUCAGAAUGUUUGAAGGAAGUCUUUUUUGAUUUGGACACAUCAAGUGACGUACUGGAGAUAACGAUGUCCACGGAUAAACCACACUUCAGGCUGACCACGUAUGGUAACACUGGUACAUACCAUUGGGAUUAUCCGAAAGAUUCAGACAUGAUAGAAGAAUUUUCAGUAAUUCAGCACCAAGUAAUUAGAUAUAAGAUGAGUUUGAUAAGGCCGUUUUCAAAGGCCUUACUGGUAUCAACUCGGACAUCCUUAAGAACUGAUGACAAGGGGUUCCUGUCCAUGCAGUUUAUGAUCAAGUUAGAUGACACACAAACAAGUUUCGCAGAAUAUUUUUGUGCACCUGACGUUGAGGAAUCAUCUGAGUAA
Molecule: messenger RNA, 792 nt
Organism: Helobdella robusta
Lineage: Eukaryota; Metazoa; Annelida; Clitellata; Rhynchobdellida; Glossiphoniidae
Exons: 8
Coding region: 1-792 (263 amino acids)
Biological process (GO): DNA repair; DNA damage checkpoint signaling
Cellular component (GO): checkpoint clamp complex; nucleus
Molecular function (GO): 3'-5' exonuclease activity
Source: RefSeq, a predicted model, not a curated record